ACGCACCAGACCCCUGGAGUCAACAAAAUCCAUUCAUUGAGAUCCAAGAUCCGUAACUUCUUCCUCGCCCUACUACAUAAACCAUCCGACCACAAGUCGACGCUACACAACGCGCAUAGUACAAUACAAGUCGCAAACAUGGCUGCUUCAAAAACGACGCUUCAGGAGUUUGAGGCUGUCUUCCCCAAGCUUGAGGAAGUCCUUCUCGAGCAUGCCAAGUCAUACAAGCUGCCAGCGGGCGAGUUGGCAUGGUACAAGAAGUCCCUUGAAACAAAUGCCAUCGGUGGCAAAUGCAACCGCGGCAUGUCAGUUCCCGACUCCGUCUCGGCCCUCCUCGAGCGUUCCCUCUCCGAAGACGAGUACUUCAAGGCGGCAACCCUUGGUUGGAUGACGGAGCUUCUGCAGGCCUUCUUCCUUGUCUCGGACGACAUCAUGGACUCGUCCAUCACUCGCCGUGGUCAGCCAUGUUGGUACCGCCAGGAGGGUGUGGGCAUGGUCGCCAUCAACGAUGCCUUCAUGCUUGAGGCUGCCAUCUACACUCUCCUGAAGAAGUUCUUCCGUGACCACCCUGCCUACGUCGACCUGAUGGAGCUCUUCCACGAGGUUACAUACCAGACCGAGAUCGGACAACUGUGCGAUCUGCUCACCGCCCCCGAGGACAAGGUCAACCUCGACAACUUCAGCAUGGAGAAGUACAGCUUCAUUGUCAUCUACAAAACUGCCUACUACUCCUUCUACCUGCCCGUCGCUCUGGCCCUGCACCAGCUCAACAUUGGUACCCCUGAGAACCUCAAGGUUGCCGAGGAUAUCCUGAUCCCCAUGGGAGAGUACUUCCAGGUUCAGGACGACUACCUCGACAACUUUGGUCUGCCAGAACACAUUGGCAAGAUUGGUACCGACAUCAUGGACAACAAGUGCAGUUGGCUCGUCAACCAGGCUCUGUCCAUUGCCACUCCUGAGCAGAGGAAGAUUCUGGAGGAGAACUAUGGUCGCAAGGACAAGGCCAAUGAGGCAGUCAUCAAGAAGCUCUACGACGACAUGGGUCUUGAGCAAAGGUACAAGGACUACGAGGAGAAGGUUGUUGGUGAGAUUCGUGAGAGGAUUUCCAAGAUUGAUGAGAGCAAGGGAUUGAAGAGGAGUGUGUUUGAGACGUUCCUCGAGAAGAUCUACAAGAGGAGCAAAUAGAGUCAUGCUAGGCUCAUCUAAGCUGAGCUUAGAGCGACUUUGGCUUGAUGGUAACUGAUAAAGCUAAUAAAUCAAGAGCAACUGCAAACAGUUGGGACUAUAUUGAUAUUGAACAGUAUCUGUCCUCACCUCCAGCAUCAGCCACUAGCAGCCGCAGCCGGAUAUGGCCUUGCUGCCGUUUGACUCUGAGCAGCUAGCAACGAACUCCCAUUGAAUACCAUUUAGCACCCUUUCGUGUUGCAGGCCUUUGACAAGCGGUGUCAGCAUCGGCACUUGCUGUCCCUCCCGCCUGCAAUCAUUUGCUUGAGCUCCGGCGCAGACACGUUUGGUAAUUUCUCCAAAUCUGCGACUGCAUGUUUGUGUUAGCUUGGUUGUGUUUACACAAAGCGGCUUUGCAAGCGUGACUCGAACUUAUCAUCAACAACGUUGUUAAUAUGAGCGACUUCACCGUCGGGCGCCGGAGCAGCAAGGCCGCUGGUGUCCAUGAGGGCUCUGACGAUGACGUGGAAGAAGCGCAUCUUGAGGUUUUGUAGGUGUUUCUUUUGUUCCUUGCAGAUACAUACCGGCUCGAAACUGAUAUUUGGACCUGAUUGCCAGAUUUUAGUAUUCCGGCCGGGGCUCUAUAGUCGAUGAUACUCUUUUUAAUGCUUGUAAAAUAACCUCUUUACUCCCGG
Messenger RNA from Pyricularia grisea, 1859 nucleotides. RefSeq lists its product as uncharacterized. The transcript has 2 exons. Gene Ontology annotation, biological process: trans, trans-farnesyl diphosphate biosynthetic process. Gene Ontology annotation, cellular component: cytoplasm. The record is from RefSeq and is a predicted model, not a curated record. Lineage: Eukaryota; Fungi; Ascomycota; Sordariomycetes; Magnaporthales; Pyriculariaceae. Bases 139 to 1185 code for a protein of 348 amino acids. Gene Ontology annotation, molecular function: (2E,6E)-farnesyl diphosphate synthase activity; dimethylallyltranstransferase activity.